AAAAACUGCAUGUUACUUGCUUUAGAUAACCGUUGUGAAACUAAUGGUCAAAAGGGGUGAGUGGCAGAAAAUUUUGAUAUGGAAGAAGCCAUCAUAUUGAGCAGAGAGCCUCUCCUUGCUCAACAAGAAGAAACCCCAUCUUCUCUAAUCAAUCAUUUGUAUAUUGGUCACUUCUUAGCUAGAUGGGGUGCCAGGAUGUGGGAAUUCUCUGUUGGUUUGUAUAUGAUCAACAUUUGGCCAGAUUCGUUGCUGUUUGCAGCAAUAUAUGGUUCCAUUGAAUCUGCCUCCGUUGCAGUGUUUGGUCCCAUAGUUGGAAGAUGGGUUGAUAAGUUGUCUUAUGUGAAGGUUUUGCAAUUGUGGUUGGUGACACAAAAUCUCUCUUUCGUCAUUGCUGGGGCCGGUGUAAUUGCUUUACUUGUAAACUCAUCUUUGAAGCUUACAAAUUUCUCAGCUUUCAUAUUGCUGGUGUUGGCAAUCAAUAUCUGUGGUGGCAUUGGUGUACUUUCAACUCUUGCCGGUACAAUCUUGAUUGAAAGAGAAUGGUUGUUGGUUAUAUCUGAAGGCCAACCUCCAGAAUUGCUUACAAAGAUGAAUUCAGUAACGAGACGCAUUGAUCUAACCUGCAAGCUUCUUGCUCCUGUUGUUACUGGAUUCAUAAUAAGCUUUGUAUCACUGAAAGCAUCUGCUAUAACUUUAGCAGUGUGGAAUACUGUGUCUGUUUGGGUGGAGUAUUGGCUUUUCACAUCUGUGUAUAAUGGGAUACCAGCUUUGGCCCAAAGUAGCCAAAGGAGGAUGGCAAGACUUUCACAAUGUGAUCAGCAAAUGAACAAUCCAACUUUGGAGGAAGAUAGCUUGCUUCCUGUUACUGAUGGUAGCUCAAAAUUGGCAGAUAGAAAAUGGAGUAAAAAAAUUUCUGAGAUGAUUUCAGAGAUUCCUUAUAUUGCUGAAUGGAAAGUUUAUUUACAGCAAGAAGUUGCGCUUCCUGGACUUGCUCUGGCUUUGCUAUUUUUCACUGUACUCAGCUUUGGAACUUUGAUGACAGCCACCUUAGAAUGGGAAGGAAUACCUGCAUAUAUUAUUGGAAUAGCAAGAGGAAUAAGUGCAGUGAUUGGAAUAGCUGCAACAGUUGUAUAUCCUGUGCUACAUUCUCAUAUAUCAUCUAUUAGAACUGGACUUUGGUCUAUAUGGUCUCAGUGGACUUGCCUCCUUCCAUGUGUAGCUGCAAUAUGGAUUCAAAAUAGUUUUCUGUCAUCAUAUAUUCUGAUGGGAAGUGUAGCCAUAUCUCGUCUUGGACUGUGGAUGUUUGACUUGUCUGUACUUCAACAAAUGCAGGAUCUUGUUCCUGAAUCUGAUCGUUUGAUUGUUGGGGGUGUUCAGAACUCACUUCAAUCAUUGAUGGAUUUAUUGGCCUAUGUUAUGGGAAUCAUAAUAUCUGAUCCACGGGACUUCUGGAAGUUGACUUUGUUAUCAGUUCUGGCAGUCACACUAGCUGCAUUCCUCUACAGCAUCCAUGUAUAUAAUGUGCGGAAGCACAUCUUUCACUUUGAGCGUCUUAAGUGGGAUGAAUGUUUUUUAAGAUUAAGAGCAUCUUAAGUUCUAAGAAAAAGUUUUGUACCGUUUAUAUAUAUAUAUUGGUUAUGGAGUGAUAGUGUUUGGUCUAAUGGCUGGAAUUGUCAACAAUCAUCCUUCUUUUAAGAGCAUUAAUUCUUC
Messenger RNA from Cajanus cajan (pigeon pea), 1710 nucleotides. Its product is annotated as solute carrier family 40 member 2. Gene Ontology annotation, cellular component: membrane. Gene Ontology annotation, biological process: iron ion transmembrane transport. The record is from RefSeq and is a predicted model, not a curated record. Lineage: Eukaryota; Viridiplantae; Streptophyta; Magnoliopsida; Fabales; Fabaceae. Gene Ontology annotation, molecular function: iron ion transmembrane transporter activity.